Messenger RNA from Micropterus dolomieu (smallmouth bass), 2572 nucleotides. RefSeq names its product HPS4 biogenesis of lysosomal organelles complex 3 subunit 2 (gene hps4). NCBI's taxonomy places the organism in Eukaryota, Metazoa, Chordata, Actinopteri, Centrarchiformes, Centrarchidae. Bases 114 to 1988 code for a protein of 624 amino acids. The record is from RefSeq and is a predicted model, not a curated record. The transcript has 13 exons. Gene Ontology annotation, biological process: vesicle-mediated transport.
UUCAACUUCUUGUGACUGGAGUUCUUCUGCAGCCUGCUGGGUUGGAAAUACGUGGAUACAAGAUAACUGAUGAUUAAGGGACAUUUUCGCUUUUUCUGGGCUGCGUGUCGGUGAUGGCUGAGCUCCUGCCGCCAGACUCGAGAAGGUGUACUUAUUUCUUCCUCUAUGAUGGAUCCAAGGUCCAAGGAGAGGGUGACCCUACAAGAGAGGGAAUCUGCUACUUCUACCCUGAAGAGACCCCUUUAGACAGGCAGGAGCUGCUCUGUGGCCAGCUUGCCGGCGUGAGCCGCUGUGUCUCUGAACUUUCCUUAUCUCCUGUGCGCAUACUGAGGCUGCACCGCAACAAGUUUGCCAUCCGAAUGAGAGAUGAUUUUUUUUGGGCUCUGGGCUGCUCAGUGGAAGUCCCCACCAUCAGUGUCUGUGAGCUCCUGGAUCAGCUAAUAAACCUGUUUUGUUUCUACAAUGGCUCUGUCCGACAGAGCUACCAGCUUAACAGUCAGGAAGCUUUGGCUGCUCGAUGGGCGCAGUACCUCACACACCUGCAAUCAGGAUCCUCAAAGCUUCAUCACAUCUUCAGCUGCUUGAGGACCAUUGACUCAACUAAUGUUGACCCACUUCUCCUGCUGAAAGCUGCCCUCAUUCUUCAGGCCUGUCAGCGCUGCCCCCUAGUGUUAGCAGGCUGUAUUAUUUUCAGAGGAAGAGUUGUAAGCACACAGAUGUCUCCAGAGCUCACAAUGAAGGUGAUGCUUCAUGAGAGUGAAACAUACACCAAGGCCCAGAGGCCUAAUGGACAAAGUAUCUCCAGCCCAUUUGGCACUGCUGUAAGCUCAACUACUGUGUUCCUGACCAUGUCUGAACUUCAGUACCUGCACUCCCACCCUGUCGACAAAGAUUUCAGUUCCCACUCUACUCCACACAAAGACACUCCCCCAACAAAGACUCGUCUGUCAAGAACAUUAUCUGACACGCCCUCCACUGAGUCAGAGCCAUCUGAUCCAGGUUGCUCCCAGUCUCUCCAGAAGUUGUCCUUCAGGCCUCACUUGUCAGACAACUCUAUGUUUAGCCCAGUUCCAUCACAGAGCACCGCUGAUCCACUCCACCCCCCACCACAGUCGCCGGAGCCUCCUUUCUCAAACGGAAAACACUCCCAUGAAGCUGAGGAGGAAGCGCUGGAGGGGUCGUUUUAUCACAGUUUUCACAGCAAUGGAGGUGGAGGCAGCCAGAUAAAUUACGACGAAGACAGCUCAGUGUUUGAAGAAAACUCAAGUCUGAACGGAGGUGGAGGAGAUGGAGACGUGGCAUGUGGGACGGUGUUCGACUUCAGACGGGCUAAGUCUGCAAAUAAGGAAUCGCAUGACGAUAAGGUUUUCGGCGAGGCCAGCAGAGGUGGCCGUGGGAGUGCUCAAGGCCGCAAGGCAGAGAUGCGAGGUCGUCCCCCCAGCGCUGGUGCUUUUGCCAAGCCAGAGGAGAAUCCGCUGAUUCCCACGACGCUGUACCUGCACCGGGUGAAAGGCUUGGUGCUGGCUCUGCUGGUGGAGCCUCACUUCUUGAGUGACACGGCUUCUAUGGAGGAAGUGUAUCACAGCAGCCUGGCGUCACUCAAUGGACUUGAGGCCCAUUUGAGGACAAUCUCCCCAGGGGCCCCGGGCACUCCAGGACCCUACAUCUUUGCCCAUUUUGACUGCAUUCAGAGCACACUGACAACCAACCUGUCUGGUCGACCAGGGGGAGCCCCAGAGCGUCCUUUUGUGAGGGCCACAUCACUUCUUCACUCGCAUUUCUGUAACACUGAAACUCUGCAGGAGGCUAUUAUCAGGAGUGCUGAUGCUGCUGUGUAUGGAACCAGCAGCGUGGCCCAGGAGACUUUCUUCCAGCUGCACGGGGGAUCACUUAGGAACUCGGGCGUCCCUAACCACCAGGACAGUGCUUUCUCGCUGCCCAGCAAGGCCCGACACAGACUAAUGAAACACGGGGUUAACCUGCUCUGACAAGACGGCAUCAUGACGUCUCCUCUGUGUUCAGGAGGAGUAUUUUGUUAAAAUAUGAAGAACUGUCCUGUGAGUAACCUCAAAAUCAACAGGAAAAAAUGUGAGAAUAUGAUUUAAAGCUCCCUCUAUUUUGUAGCUUGUUGUUGUUUCUGUAACAGAUUGUAUGUUAUUAGCAUAUUGUGCACUUUGAUGAAACAUUAUGCACUCAUAUUCAUAGCAGAAUGUCCUCCAAUGCAGCAAAUGUGACAAUUCCUCUUUCAUGUAUUUAUUCAUUUUAAUAGGAAAUUUAGACUAAAGCAAGAUUAAAUCUUUAUACCACUUAACCUACUGCAUUUGUACAGAAACAUGCUUUUCCUUGCUGCACAUAAACUGCAAAACUGUAUUGCUUUCUCACACACAUUUCUAAAAUAAUUAUAAAACAGUUCUACGUGUAAUUUAACUAUUUCGCUAUUUGAUGCACAAUUGUAUUCUCUUAAAGUGCAAUUUGUUAAAAAAAAAGUCUGUAUUCUGAAAUUUGAUGAGAAGAUAUGCACUUUUAUAUACUGCAGCAUUAGUGGAAAUUAAAUGAAUACGUGAUCCUCUCA